GGAGGGGCAGUGAGUGCGGGACUCCGGAGGGGACCCAAGGCUCUGCGGGACCCAGUCGGACCGAGCCGCCCAGGGGAGCGACCUUCGAUCGUCUGCGCUGCGGCCACUCUCGGGCCAGGAGCGCGAAGCCGAGUGCGAGACCCCGAUCCGAGCGCAGCCUCUUCGCGCCGCUGACCACCAUGACCCACUUCAACAAGGGCCCUUCCUACGGGCUGUCGGCCGAGGUCAAGAACAAGAUCGCGUCCAAGUACGACCACCAGGCCGAGGAAGACCUCCGCAACUGGAUCGAAGAGGUGACCGGCAUGAGCAUCGGCACCAACUUCCAGCUGGGUCUGAAGGACGGCAUCAUCCUGUGCGAACUCAUAAACAAGCUGCAGCCGGGCUCCGUGAAGAAGGUCAACGAGUCCUCCUUAAACUGGCCCCAGCUGGAGAAUAUUGGCAACUUUAUUAAAGCCAUCCAGGCUUAUGGCAUGAAGCCUCAUGACAUAUUCGAAGCAAAUGAUCUUUUCGAGAAUGGAAACAUGACCCAGGUCCAGACGACGCUGGUGGCCCUGGCCGGCCUGGCUAAAACAAAAGGGUUCCACACCACCAUCGACAUCGGAGUGAAGUACGCGGAGAAGCAGACACGACGCUUCGAUGAAGGGAAGCUGAAAGCCGGCCAGAGCGUCAUCGGCUUGCAGAUGGGAACCAACAAGUGUGCCAGCCAGGCAGGGAUGACUGCCUAUGGGACCAGGAGGCACCUGUACGAUCCCAAGAUGCAAACUGACAAACCUUUCGACCAGACCACGAUCAGCCUGCAGAUGGGCACCAACAAAGGGGCCAGCCAGGCGGGGAUGCUGGCGCCGGGGACCAGGAGAGACAUCUACGACCAGAAGCUGACCUUGCAGCCUGUGGACAACUCGACGAUUUCCCUACAGAUGGGCACCAACAAAGUCGCUUCCCAGAAGGGAAUGAGCGUGUAUGGGCUCGGGCGGCAAGUAUAUGAUCCCAAGUACUGUGCCGCUCCAACAGAACCUGCCAUUCACAAUGGGAGCCAAGGAACGGGCACCAAUGGGUCAGAAAUCAGCGACAGCGACUACCAGGCAGAGUACCCCGACGAGUACCACGGCGAGUACCAAGACGACUACCCCCGCGAGUACCAGUAUGGCGACCAAGGCAUUGAUUACUAGUCGCAGAGGGGAGCUCAGUCCGUAGCCCACUGUUUUUAUUCAGUGAGAACCAAGCUAGCCUUGAGUGAUUUUUAUCUUGUCUUCCUAAAACACUAUUAUGCUUAUUGUACCUAAAAGAAAUACUGCCUUAUGUCCAUUCCUUUUUCCUUCUUCUGCCUCUUCCCUGAAUAGUGGCCGUUCCGUGCUGGGACAGUGGGGUCCCGCAGCGUGACCAAUGACUCGCGUGAGAAGUGAAGGAUACUGUGAAAGGGGUUCUCUUGUCCAGCCAGUUCUUUGCUGACACCUCUGUGCAUUUUUACCAUCUUCCACGGAAACGGGUGUCUUCAAACCAUAGGAAGCGCCUUUUCUUGACAGUGUAGUGUCUGAUUUCUACGUGGAAGACUAAACGCGUGCUCAUAGCUAAAGGUGGCGUCUGCCAACUGAAGACGCGGCAUUUUAGACAUUUACACAGCCAUGUUCCUACAGUAUUGUUUGCUAAUUUUUAAAUAAAGUCAUGAUCCGUGUGCA
Molecule: messenger RNA, 1676 nt
Organism: Molossus molossus (Pallas's mastiff bat)
Lineage: Eukaryota; Metazoa; Chordata; Mammalia; Chiroptera; Molossidae
Gene: CNN3
Product: calponin 3
Exons: 7
Coding region: 180-1169 (329 amino acids)
Biological process (GO): actomyosin structure organization
Molecular function (GO): actin binding
Source: RefSeq, a predicted model, not a curated record